This is a messenger RNA of Drosophila hydei, 1578 nucleotides long. RefSeq lists its product as uncharacterized. Lineage: Eukaryota; Metazoa; Arthropoda; Insecta; Diptera; Drosophilidae. The record is from RefSeq and is a predicted model, not a curated record. The coding region runs from base 1 to 1578 and encodes 525 amino acids. The transcript is spliced from 2 exons.
AUGCAGACUACGGAUACUCUGAGGGGUAUAAUAUCGAAGCAAGACUUGAUCCUUUGUACCAUACACAGCUUGAAGGCAGAGCAGGAGCCCAUGCUCAAAGUUGUCCACGAGAAGUUGGUUGGUCUUCAUGAUCUACGCAUUCUCUUCAUACUCAACACAGAUGAACGGCUUAAGCCUUCAAUGAAGCAGCUAAAUAAAUUCUUUCAUUGGUGCUGGAGCCAUAAAUUUAUCAAUGUCGCCUUAACUUACCAACGGAUCAUAUAUAGCAACGACAGCUUCACUACGCAUAAUGAGCUCUUCAGCUACACACCUUUUCCCACGGUCCAAGUUUCUAAUGUGACGAACAUGGGCGUUACUUACAACUGGGAGGCUAUAGACCUCGACAAUGUACAGGGCUAUGAAUUUCGUGUGCCCGUUUUUCAGGACUGGGCUUACGCUUUCUUGCUGCCAAAUGGUAAGCUAUAUGGAAUUAUUGGCAAGCUUGUUUCUGGCUACAUAGAGCAUUGCAAUGGCAGCCUGCGUCUGGAGGGAACACCUGAUGUCAACCGGUAUAAUUACCACAAUCGCACGUUGAUGUGGCCAGCUCUGGGCAUCAUCGAUAUCGGUGUACAUCCGUUUACGCAUAUGAUACUCAAUUCAAGCCAGGCUGAGGGCAUUGCAUUCUUGUCUCAUACGAAAACCUGCCUGAUGGUACCCGUGCUGAGAGCGCUGCCGCUCGAUAGAUUUAUAGCCUUUGUUUUUCAUCACAAUGGAACCUUAUUGUUGGCGAUAUUACUGUUACUGAUGCUGGGCUGGCACCUCGCUGCCCGCGAUUGUUAUAAAGGAUUCUUCUUGGCCUUGACCGUGUUUAAUAUGCAGCCGGUUAGCGAAAAUAUGUUCAGACGCUUCAGCAAUACGUACAAAAUGGUGCACGUGGCUAUACUGUUUAGCUGCUUCAUAGCUUGGAAUGAGAGAACUGGAGCUCUAACGAGGGCCAUUGGCCUCGACACCAGGCCACAACAGAUUUAUAAUCUUGCAGACUUCUUAGAGUCUCAACUCCGCAUCAUGGUAACUGAAGGUGAAGUCGAAAUGUAUUUUGAUAACGAACUGCUGCCAAAAGCGUUGAAGGCGCGCCUGCUGGUGGUCAAUGCAUCAACUGUAUUACAGCACCGGAAUAGCCUCAAUACGAGCUAUGCUUACUGCGCCAGUGAUGGAGCAUGGAGGGUGGUUUCAUUUCAACAGUCUCGACUUGAUCGUCCACGGUUUCGCCGCCUCGACCCACAUAUCUGCACAUCGCCCACCAUAAGACAGAUCCCCAUGAGUCGGAACUCGCCAUUUAGGGAGAAGUUAUAUCAGUUUUAUAUGAACAUGCGCAUCAAUGGCUUUUACACUAAAUGGGAAGAGGAGAGCUUUAGGAAAGCGGCCCGAGCGGGCUUAGUUCAGGUCUUUUCGGAAGUGAAGGCAUUCGCCAGCAUGAAUCUCAACGACUAUAUGAUAUUGAUAAAGAGUUACUUCAUAUGCAUUGGAAUCUGUGUCUUGUGCCUGAUAUGCGAAAUUAUUUGGAAGAACCGAGGCAAUCUAAGAGCACAUAGUUAUUAA